AUGAUACAUUUCAAAACAGUUAACACUUUUCUUUCUCUCUCUCUUUCUUUCUUUCUUUCUAAUGAUCUUUCUUUCUUCCUUCCUUUCUUUCUUUCAUUCUUUCUUUCUAAUGAUCUUUCUUUCUUUCUUUCUUUCUUUAUUAUGUUCUUUCUGUCUUUUAUAAAUUAUAAUUUUUGUCUUUCUAAUGAUUUUUUACUUCUUUUCAACAAAUCUUUCCUUUUAUUUUCUUUUCUCUCUUCUCUCUUUCUUUCUUCCGUUUCCUUCUCUCUUCAAAUUUUUCUUUCUUCCGUUAUUCAUUUAUAUUUAUAUUUUCUUUUCUAUAUUUUUUUACUUACGAAUCAUGUUUCUUUUCUUAUCUUUUCUUUCUUUCUUUAUUUCUUUCUUUCUUUCUUUCUUCAUUUAUUUUUAUUUCCUUCUUUUCUUUUUCCCUCCCUCCUUCGCUCCCUUCCUUCCUUCCUUCCUUCCUUCCUUCCUUCCUUCCUUCCCUCACUCUCUUCUUUGAUUCCUUCCUGCCUGCCUUCCUUCCUUCCCUUCCUUCCUUCACUUCCUUCCUUCAUUUCUUCCUUCUUUCCUUCCUUCCACCGCUUCCUUCCUUCCUCCCUUCCUUCCUUUCCUUACCUUUCCUUCCUUCCUGCCUAUCCUUCCUUCCUUCCUUCCUUCCUUCCCUCACUCUCUUCUUUGAUUCUUUCCUGCCUUCCUUCCUUCAUUCCUUCCUUCCUUUCCUUACCUUUCUUUCCUUCCUUUUCUUUCUUCCUUUCCUUCCUUCAUUCCUUCCUUUCUUCAUUACUUCAUUCCUCCCUUCCUUGCUCCAUUCCUUUCCUUCCUUCUUUCCUGACUUCCUCCAUCCCUCCUCACUUCCUUGAUCCCUCCCUCCCUUCCUUCCUUGUUUCCUCCCUUCCUUUGUUUACUUCAUUUCUCCCUUCUUUCCUUCCUUCCACCUUAGCUUCCUUCCUUCAUUACUUCCUUCCUUUCCUUACGUUUCCUUCCUUGCUUGCUUCAUUCCUGCCUUUUUUUCUUCCUUCCUUCCUUCCUUCCGUCCGUUCUUCUUUUCUUUUUUCCUCCUUCACUUCCUUCCUUCCUUUCAUUUCCUUCCUUCCUUUCCUUUUCUUCCUUCCACCUUCUCUUCCUUCAUUCCUUCUUUUCCUUCCCUUUCCUUUUUUCCUUGGUUCUUUCCUUCCUUCCUUCACUUUCCUUCCUCCUUCGCUUCCUUCCUUCAUUCUUUCCUUUCCUUUCAUCCCUUCCUUCCUUCUUUACUUCCUUCGUUCAUUUCUUCCUUUCCUUCCUUCUUUCUUCUCCUCCUCCCUUUCUUUCUUCUUUCCUCCUCUUCUUCCUUCCUUCAUUCCUUCCUUUCUUUCUUUUUUCUUUAUUUCCUUCCUUCCUUCCUUUCUCCUUUCCUUCCUCGCUCCUUCCUUCCUGUCCUUCCUUCUCUCCAUCCCGCCCUCCCGUCCUCCCAUCCAUCCUUCCAUUCGUUUCCCAUGUGUUCUUUUUAAAACGCCAAUAUAG
Messenger RNA from Acanthosepion pharaonis, 1503 nucleotides. The record is from the annotation of a GenBank genome assembly. Lineage: Eukaryota; Metazoa; Mollusca; Cephalopoda; Sepiida; Sepiidae.